Myxocyprinus asiaticus (Chinese sucker) is the source of this 1242-nucleotide messenger RNA. RefSeq names its product heat shock protein beta-11-like. Gene Ontology annotation, molecular function: protein folding chaperone. The record is from RefSeq and is a predicted model, not a curated record. Lineage: Eukaryota; Metazoa; Chordata; Actinopteri; Cypriniformes; Catostomidae. Gene Ontology annotation, biological process: response to heat; protein refolding. The transcript has a single exon. The coding region runs from base 140 to 772 and encodes 210 amino acids.
CUGACACACACUGCAGUGCUAAUAGAAGAAUGUUACUGGAACGUUCUGUGGCAGCGUAUAAAAGCACCGUGGCUUGUUUACUGGUACAGAAGCUUAGAAGAGUUGACCAGCUCAACACAGCACCGAACAUCCAUUGAAAAUGCUUUGCCCAAGCACAUUUCAGCCUCAUCUCAGCCCAUUCAUGGACUUCCACUGGCCAGUGCGCAGUCUCUGGCCCGAGACGAGACCUCUUUUCUUUCAGAUUGAACAAGAAAUGAUGAGGCACAUGCAGGAGAUGAGGCACAACCUGGAGUUCAUGGAACGCCUGCAUCAAAGGAUUUUUGAUGAAAUUGACCACGUUUCACCCAUGACAACUUUCAAACCCAUCUCAUUCCAACUCGGAAAGGAAGGAAACCAAUAUGCAUUAACAUUAGACACAAAGGAUUUCUCUCCAGAGGAGCUGUCUGUCAAACAAGUGGGCAGGAAGUUGCGCGUGAGCGGCAAAACAGAGAAGAAGCAAGAAGAUGGGAAAGGAUCAUACUCGUACAAAUGCCAAGAAUUCAGGCAAGAGUUUGACCUUCCUGAAGGUGUCAGUCCUGAGGCGGUGACCUGUGCUUUACGUAAUGGCCAGCUGCAAAUACAAGCACCUAAAGAAGCUACAUCUACAGGCAAUGAGAGAGUGAUUCCCAUUACGUACACUCCUGCUGUGAAGAAUUCCACUCCACAAAGUCCUGUUCCUCAGAGUCCACAGCUUGAGGGCCAAGCAGCUGAAGCAGAGUCUACAAAUAACUGAGUUUAUUCUCUGUGAACACUGUCAGCAACAACGGAACAAAUGACUCUAUGGAAAACUGAUAUACUGUUCUAAUUUAAAAGAGACUGACUUGUCUCUACCUUUAUUCAUUUUUGAAGUCAAUUACAUUUUGUAGCAUUGUAUUAACAAUUUGUUUGUUGUAUUAACUUGUAUUAACAUUUAGUAGAACAGAAGUCAAAUACUUCAGUUCAGUUCCUCUGAUAGUAUUUAAAUAUUAUAUUAGGUUGUGUCAAAAUUCAAGAGAUGUUCUUGUCUUUUGUGAAUCCAAUACACUAAAAAUCAAAGUUUGGUUUGCUGACCACCACUAUUAUGUAACGCAUGAUUUUUCCACAAGAUAUUAUUAAAUAAUUUAUUAGCGCUACAUUUUUCUCAUAAUUUUCUUAAUUCACAACUUGUAAAAAUAACUUCAUGAUUUUUCCACAAAAUGUAAUUAAAUGACCUGUAUCUCCUGA